Molecule: messenger RNA, 3159 nt
Organism: Quercus lobata
Lineage: Eukaryota; Viridiplantae; Streptophyta; Magnoliopsida; Fagales; Fagaceae
Product: cyclic nucleotide-gated ion channel 1-like
Exons: 12
Coding region: 990-2018 (342 amino acids)
Source: RefSeq, a predicted model, not a curated record
CUUCGGGUCAGGGUGUUCUUGGGAACACCUUGAACCAAACGUGGCGUUGCCACUGUUAGGAAUGAAGAUAUUUCAUUUUUUUGACAUUUAUUUAGGAGUGUAAUUGUAAUGAUAUUUCUAAACCACCGUUAUAUUAGGAAAUUAUUGCUCUUUGCAUAAAAAUAUCUCAUAGGCUAAGGCAUCUGAUUUUGAUUCUUUUCUUACUCUUGUUCACCCGAGAUGUUUGUUUGCCUUCAGCAUUAUUAUCCAGGCAGUUAUUUUUUUAUAAACAUGCUAGAAUUCGACUUAUCAUAUAAUUAAUUUAACAAACAUGCCUAAAUAUUGUAGAUUAGGUGUCAUCGCCUGUAAUUGUAAGACUUGUUUUAUUUCACUUAAGAUUCUUGUAGGCAUUUGGUGAUUAUAUUUGGCAAUAACUUCCUUAAUGCAUGUUUGGAGUAUGUUUUCUUGAAGUUUUAGUUUGUGGACCUUGUGGUCAUAGUAUGUUUUCUCUAAGUUUUAGUUUGUGAUCAUACUUAAUGAGCUAUCUUUUUUGAGCAUUGACCUUACUGGCUGAUUUCAGUUUUUAUUCACUUGUAAUGUUGAUACAUGCAAUCUACCAUAAUUAUGAAAUCCUGUUAGAUUUCCCUUUUAAAGUCUCAUGUUAGUAUUCCUUGCACACGUAUCAAGCAUUCCCUUUAUUUUUUUGCAUUUCUUUUGUUGGAACACAUUGUUUCCUUCGUCUUAAAUCAUAUGAUUUAGUUUAGGUUAAUACUGAUUUCAUUUUGUUCUUUUCAGCUUGUAAUGGUUGUUGACGACCGUGACCUGCAGUUCUACCACUGCCUUGAUCUUGAGCUUGUAAUGGUUGUUGACGCCCGUGACCUGCAGUUCUACCACUGCCUUGAUCUUGAGGGAUCAAGAUUCAGAUUUUCCUGUUUAAGUUGGCUGGGUAUACACAUAGUUUAAAGGCUGAUUCUUUAUUUUGGACAUCGUUUCCUUGAUAAGCUUUAGUUAUGAAUUCUCGUUCACAUCAGCGAGGGAAUAGUACGAGGAUAAAUGAUACCGAAGAGCAGGCUCCCGAGGUUGGCAGAGUUGCAUUUCUAUGGGAUUGGAAAAUAAUAAUUAUAUUGGUGCACAUGAUCGCAUUAUCACUGGAACCCUUGUUCUUGUACGGUCUCAUGAUCAAUGAAUACAAGAAAUGCGUUGAGGUAGACAGAAAGUUGGGGAUCACAGCUAUAGUUUCGCGAUCUUUGCUUGAUAUCAGUUGCCUAGUGAUGCGAUUUCAUACUGGGUUUUUAGGCAACCAAUUACGGAUAUAUACAAGAAAUAAGUUACACGCAGAAAGAAAAGGAGCCGCGUCAAGACCAACCGAUUCCUCCCACUCAACACCUGUUAAAGAUAAGCGGCAAACAGAUCUCAGAAAAUGUAUCUUGCAUCGACACUUUCUAUUUGACAUUUUAGUUUUUCUUCCCAUCCCACAGGUGGUAAUGUUAUGCUUACUCUUAGACGUGAGAGCCAUGAAAUCUUUAAAAACAUUACAGAUCUUAAACAUUUUUAUUUUCUUCCAAUAUUGGCCAAGACUUUUUCAAAUUUACCUACCAAGGAAGGAUCUGGGAUCAAAUCAUGAGAUACUUGGUGAAAGGCUAUGGGACCUAGAUCUACCGGAUUUCUUUCUAUACAUCAUUUCCGGCCAUGUAUUAGGAGCCUCUUGGUAUUGUUUCUCUAUUCAACGAACUGUGGCUUGCUGGGACAUGGCGUGUGAAAAUCAUGGUGGAUGUGUCCGAAAUUCUUUUUAUUAUUGUGACCACAACUUUGGCUAUCACUCCGUUUUAGAUGAUUUUUGCCCUAAAAAUAUGCCAAAUGCGGGGCUCUUUGAUUUUGGAGUAUUUCUCGAUGCUCAUCAGUCUGAUAUCUUAGAGUCCAAAAAUAUUCCACAAAAAAUAUUCUACUGUUUCUGUUGGGGCAUGCGAAAUCUGAGUUCUUUUGGUUCAAACCUCCGACCAAGUAAGAAUUUCUUUUGGUUCAAACCUCCGACCAAGUAAGAAUGUAGGGGAAAACUGCUUUGCACUUUGCAUUACUAUCGUUGGCUUGUUUCUAUUUCAGAUGUGUUUGGGACAACUUUCUCCAAAAAAGAAGUGUUUGGAACAAUGAGAUGUAUGCUUGUAAAAAUGUAGUAAAUUGUAAGAUAUGCCGAAGUUAACUUAGUAGCAUAAGUGGGCCGGGACAGAUAUACUUGCAGCGGUGGAUAUCUUCAAAAUCAACUGCAGAACUUGAGCAAAAAAAAAAAAUCAAUUGCAGAAGCUGCAAAAAGAAAAGAAGAAAGCAUUAACUUGUGGAUUGAAAAUAAAGAGCUCCAGACAGAAACAAGCAGUGAAAUUAUUAAGAUCGUGCAAAAGAAAUUUCACAAAGAAGAAGAUAUUUAUGUGGAGAUCCUGAUCUCUGAACUUCCUUCGCAACUUCAAAGGGAUGUCAAGAAGCAAAUCUGCUUUAAUCCACUAAAGAAUCUCCUGAACAAAAAAAAGAAUAGCUUGGCUAAUCCUGGGCAUAAAAAUUUGUUGUGUGACAUCUGCAACUCUCUCAAGCCAGUGUACUACAACGAGCAAUGCUACAUUGUUCGGGAGGGAGAACCUAUGGAUGCGGUAUUCUUGAUUACAGAGGGCAGUGCAUGGGCCUUUCCAAGCAGCAGUAAUGGUGAAGGAACAGGAACUGCUUCCGGACGUGCUAAGCGUCUUAAAGCAGGUGACUUCUUUGGAGAAGAACUUUUUGAAUUGGUUAGGGAACCUUACUCCACCAACAUGUUCAAUCUACCCGAAGUUCCCAUUUACUCAAAAUCUCUCAAAACCCAUACAAAAGUGGAAGCCUUUGCUCUAAUGGCCAACGACCUUGCAUCGGUGGUUGAAGAAAAACUUCUGAAUCCAGCAGAGCCUGAUGAUAUUGUUGAAUGCCCAAAGUGUUGGUGCUUAAAGAAAACGCCAGAAUUUAGCAGUGCCUGACACUGUUGUUGCAAAGAAAUGGUUUGUACUGAUGUCUUUGUAUUACGUUUGUUUUUCUAGUGAUGGAGGUGCUACUUGUUUGGACAUCGGAUUCUCAAUGAUAAUGGUAAAAUUAGGAAAAAGACGUCUGAAAUAAUAAACAGUUUGAUGCACGCAAUUAAAUUCAGUAAGGAUUGUGUUUAGAACCUUA